Brettanomyces nanus is the source of this 669-nucleotide messenger RNA. RefSeq lists its product as uncharacterized. The record is from RefSeq and is a predicted model, not a curated record. Gene Ontology annotation, cellular component: endoplasmic reticulum-Golgi intermediate compartment; ER to Golgi transport vesicle membrane; endoplasmic reticulum membrane. The transcript is spliced from 2 exons. Lineage: Eukaryota; Fungi; Ascomycota; Pichiomycetes; Pichiales; Pichiaceae. Gene Ontology annotation, biological process: vesicle fusion with Golgi apparatus; endoplasmic reticulum to Golgi vesicle-mediated transport; retrograde vesicle-mediated transport, Golgi to endoplasmic reticulum. Bases 1 to 669 code for a protein of 222 amino acids. Gene Ontology annotation, molecular function: SNAP receptor activity.
AUGGAAUCUACGCUGAUAUAUAGAGUGUCUGAUGGACUUCCACUUGCUGGAUCAAGUGAUGAUGACAAUACCCGAGAAUUGUUGGCCUUGAAGAAGCAAUGCAAACGACUUGUGAGCAAGUUUAGUCAACAGCCUGAACAUAAUACUUCAAUGGGGGAUAUUGCAUCGACUGUUGAAGAGAAUGGAUCGAUGAAAAAUAUUCAUUACUUGAUUUCUAAAGGGAUGAUUUAUCUAUGUAUAACACCUUCGAAGUUCCCUAAGAAAUUGGCAUAUUCGUACUUAUCCGAAAUCAGUAACGAGUUUGGACAUGUUUAUGGUGCUGAUUUGGACAAACCUGACUUGAAACCUUACCAAUUUAUGCAGUUUGAUUCAUUUUUGGGUAAGACCAAGAAGAUUUAUAGCGACUCAAGAGUCCAGUCAAAUCUGGACAAGCUCAACUCAGAUUUGUCCGAUGUGAAAAUGAUCAUGAACAAGAAUAUCGAAGAUAUAUUAUAUCGUGGAGAUUCCUUGGACAAGUUGCAAGAUUUGUCACAGAAUUUGAAGGCUGAGAGCAAGAAAUAUAGACGAUACGCUGAGAAGAUCAACUUCAGGUUGUUACUCAAGCAGUAUGCUCCUGUAGCAAUGGUGGCCUUGAUCGUACUCUUUAUUCUCUAUCGUUUGCUAUUCUAA